This is a messenger RNA of Drosophila simulans, 1155 nucleotides long. RefSeq names its product chromobox protein homolog 1 (gene HP1b). The record is from RefSeq and is a predicted model, not a curated record. Gene Ontology annotation, molecular function: chromatin binding. The transcript has a single exon. Lineage: Eukaryota; Metazoa; Arthropoda; Insecta; Diptera; Drosophilidae. Gene Ontology annotation, biological process: negative regulation of transcription by RNA polymerase II; chromatin organization. Gene Ontology annotation, cellular component: pericentric heterochromatin; nucleus. The coding region runs from base 124 to 846 and encodes 240 amino acids.
GGAGUUGCCAUCUUGGUUUCUUCUUCUUCUUCAAUCUCUAUAAUCGCACGUAUAAAUAAGUUUUGGACGCCAAGAAAAUAACAAAAUUCGCUGUUGGAAUAACAAAAUUAGCACAAAAGCACAAUGGCCGAAUUCUCAGUGGAACGCGUAGAGGACAAGCGGACGGUGAACGGACGAACGGAAUACUAUUUAAAGUGGAAGGGCUAUCCGCGCAGCGAAAACACCUGGGAGCCGGUGGAGAAUCUCGACUGUCCAGACCUCAUAGCCAACUUCGAGGAGUCGCUGAAGAACAACAAGAAGGAGACGAAGAAACGCCUGUCCACCUCCUCCACGCCCGAAUCCAUACGCAGCAAGCGCAAGAGCUUCCUGGAGGACGAUACCGAGGAGCAGAAGAAGCUGAUCGGCUUCGAGCGCGGUCUGGAGGCAUCAAAGAUACUGGGCGCCACCGACUCAUCCGGUCACCUGAUGUUCCUCAUGAAGUGGAAGGGCAGCGAUCACGCCGACCUCGUGCCCGCCAAGCUAGCCAACACUCGAUGCCCCCAGGUGGUCAUUCAGUUCUAUGAGGAGCGCCUCACCUGGCACACGGGCAGCGGCAAUGGUAAUGGUAAUACGAAUUCCGUCAAUUUGGGAUCAUCCGGUGGCCUGGGCUCCGUCGGCGGCAGUGGGGCCGGCGAUGAUACUGCUCCCGGCAGCGUUGGCACCACCGGCGGCGGUAGCAAUGUAGACGGCGGAGACGAGGAGGAUCCCGAACCGGCCAGCCCCAUUGGCAGCAUCAAUCAGGACGAGAAUAUCAAGCCGGACGAGAGUAGUGAGCUGGACAACGGACAGCCGGAUGCGGAUGACUAGUUGAGUGGCAGACACAGAUGACUGUUCCGGAUUCACCCGCUUAUGUGGAUACAUACACACCGGCUUUAUGCGAUAUAUAUGUUUCGUAGCGUAGCCCUUAAGAUAAAUGAAAUGGACAAACUGAAGUUCUGGCGGCAGUCAGCGGUAGUAUAUACUUAAUCUAUAAGUUGAAUUGUAAAAUUUUUUAAACCUCUUUACCCUUACUUUUGACCCACAUAAAUGUUUUAUAAGCACAACAUCUAGUGUUAAAUACAAUUGGCCUAACAUAUGAGAAACGACUCAGACUGAAGGACCACCUUUCUAUCUUAA